Molecule: messenger RNA, 1495 nt
Organism: Podospora pseudocomata
Lineage: Eukaryota; Fungi; Ascomycota; Sordariomycetes; Sordariales; Podosporaceae
Exons: 4
Coding region: 1-1323 (440 amino acids)
Molecular function (GO): O-methyltransferase activity
Source: RefSeq, a predicted model, not a curated record
AUGUUCACAAUCCGAAUUGUGUUUUACCGAUAUCUCGGAGUAAAUCAGUACACCCAUCCCUUUCCCGGUUUAGACCCAUAUUACUUGAGGACAUCUCUCGCAGCCCAAAGUUGUCACACAGAAUACCACGGUAUUACCUUCCACCACGCACUAGGUACUGUUCCACUACAUACUGUCAAUAUGGAGUCAAUCUUCAAUCAGAUCAAAGAGCUCUACGCCAAGGCAGAGGACGCCGGGAAAAGAGAGAUCCAGGGCUACAUCCGUGAGCUGCAAGUUGGCUUCUAUUCAGACUGGGAUGUUGUUAUGAGACUCACCAGCGGGCCUCUUCAACUGGCUCUGGCCAAGAUUGGCAUCGACCUCGACAUUUUCACGACCCUCACACAGAGUGAUAUUCCUGUCACGCUGAGCCAGCUGACUGAGAAAACUGGGGCCUCGGCACAACUUUUGGCACGCCUCCUUCGUACCAUGGCGGCAUUUGGCCUCGUGAAAGAGACCGGGAAGUACGAAUACACCGCCAGCGCCUUCACCAAGGUCUUUUCGAACCCCAAUGCGGCGGGUGCUAUUUGCCAACUCUUCGAUAUUCCCGGCCCGUGUACCCAGGCCAUGCCCGACUUUCUCGCCGAGACCAAGUACCAAAACAUCACCUCCAACAAGCAGACCGUCUUCCAGAAAGCCUUCAACACUGACCUGACGCUCUUUGAGUGGAUGCCUCAACACCCAAAGCACAUGAAGAGCCUAGGCCACCUGAUGGCACUGGAACGCCCAGUUCAUUGGGUAGACAAGUACCCCGUCGAGGAGAGGCUCGGUUCCCUUGCCACCAAGCCCGACGAGACCGUCUUGGUAGACAUAGGCGGAGGGUUUGGUCAGCAGGCCAUCGCAUUCAAGGCAAAGUUUCCCAACCUCCCCGGCCGAGUUAUUGUCCAAGACAUCCCGCAAACUCUGGCGGGUGCCAGGCCGGUUCCGGGCAUCGAGUUUGUCGAGCACGACUUCUUCGGCCCACAGACUGUCAAGGGGGCCAAGCUGUAUUAUCUCCGUCAUGUGCUCCACGACUGGCCCGACAAGGAAUCUCUGCAGAUCUUGAAGAACAUCAUUCCUGCCAUGGGCCCGGACUCGUGUUUGAUCAUCGACGACGUGGUGCUUCCUGAAAUGGGCGUGCCUUGGCAGUCGGCGUACAUGGAUUUGAUUAUGAUGAACAGCUUGGGAGGCGUUGAGCGAACCAAGCCUGAGUGGGAGGCGCUGUUGAGCGAGGCUGGGUUGAAGAUUGUGGAGAUUCAUCAGUAUGACUCCAAGAUGCAGUCUAUUAUUGUCACGGUUCCAAAGUAAGGGAUUGGAUGUACACGUUGGUACUAUUAGGUAGCAUGUACACGAAUGCAGACCAAGGUGAAUUGGAAAGGGCGAAUGCGACUUCUGCUACCAUUAACUUCUUGCAUGGCUUCAAGUUUGUCUUGAUGAACGAUGACUCCUAAUACAUGUCCAUAACGUCAUUUGGGCUGAC